Camellia sinensis is the source of this 1699-nucleotide messenger RNA. RefSeq lists its product as uncharacterized. NCBI's taxonomy places the organism in Eukaryota, Viridiplantae, Streptophyta, Magnoliopsida, Ericales, Theaceae. Gene Ontology annotation, cellular component: endoplasmic reticulum. Gene Ontology annotation, biological process: GPI anchor biosynthetic process. The record is from RefSeq and is a predicted model, not a curated record. Gene Ontology annotation, molecular function: catalytic activity.
CUACCAAGCCAAGCCCAGAGGCAGAGAGAGAGUGUUGACAACAGCAAACCCAAUUCUUCUUCACACAUCUUCUCACGCAAUUGACACAAUUAACAAACACCCAUUUCUCUGCAAUGCUCAAAAUCCUCAACAGAAACCUCAAGCGACUCUGUUCUAAACUCCGGUGGCCGAUUCACCCCCGUCAAAAACCCAAAAUCAUCAUCCAAAAGUUGGGAAAAUCAAACUCCAAAUCUCAUCCCAAUUCAAACCAAGACACCAUCCCAAAUGGGUCAGCAACUGUUCAUCCAAACACUCAAUCAAACACCGAAAAACCCCAAGAAAAGCCGAUUCGCAUAGCCACAUUCAAUGCUGCCCUGUUUUGCAUGGCACCUGCAAUUCCAAAGACUGAGAGCUCAAAUGAAGAUCAACCCAAUUCCAACCAAUCAAUCGAUUACAAUUCCAGAAUAAAAUCAACGAAUGAUCGGCUAAAGAGCAUACUGAAGCAAGCUCCCCUGUUUCCCAAUUCCAUGAAUGAUUCUGAAAAUCUCUCUAAGCAACAAAAAUUUGCAAAAUCAAAGUUACGGGUUUCGAUCAAUUUACCUGAUAACGAAAUAUCAUUGAUGCGAAGCGCGCAAUUAAGCUUUGGAAAUGAAGAAAACGAAGCUUCUUCGAGCAAAAACACAAAUAUAAAUAUGAAGGGGAAAAGUAGUGUGAGAUCACAGAGGUAUUCGAGUAAUAAAACGAUUGUUGAAGUGUUGAGAGAGGUUGAGGCUGAUAUAUUGGGAUUGCAAGAUGUGAAAGCGGAGGAAGAGAAAGGUAUGAAGCCUUUGGCUGAUUUGGCUGAGGCUUUGGGGAUGAAUUAUGUGUUUGCUGAGAGUUGGGCUCCAGAGUAUGGCAACGCCGUGUUGUCGAAAUGGCCGAUUAAGCGAUGGAAUGUUCAGAAGAUUUUCGAUGACUCUGAUUUCAGGAAUGUUUUGAAGGUGACGGUAGAUGUUCCCUGGGCAGGUGAAGUGAACUUUCACUGUACCUACCUUGACCAUCUGGACGAAAACUGGCGAAUGAAGCAGAUAAAUGCAAUAAUCCAAUCUCAUGACGGGCCAAAUAUUUUAGCCGGAGGACUCAAUUCUCUUGAUGAAACAGAUUACUCACCAGAAAGAUGGACAGACAUUGUAAAGUAUUAUGAAGAAAUGGGAAAGCCAACACCAAAAGUUGAGGUGAUGAGAUUUUUGAAGAGUAAACAGUAUACAGAUGCUAAGGACUUUGCUGGGGAAUGCGAACCAGUUGUCAUGAUUGCCAAAGGCCAAAGUGUACAAGGGACUUGCAAAUAUGGGACUCGAGUGGAUUAUAUAUUGGCAUCAUCAAACUCAUCGUACAAGUUUGUUCCAGGCUCAUACUCUGUGUUUUCAUCCAAGGGGACUUCAGAUCAUCACAUAGUGAAAGUUGACGUGUUAAAAGGAGAGAGCAAUGCUCAACAACAUGGCAAUAGGAAGAGAAGACAACCUAAACAGAGAAUUGUAAAGAUAACCAACUCUUCUUCAAAGGGUAUAUGGAAAACAUAUGGAGAGAGAUAGAUAGAAAGAUAGAUCGGUCUCUUUCUUCUCUCUUUAAAAACUAUUCAGUGUUGUUUGGUGCACGACUAAGGAUCUUUUGUUCCUAAAUGUCAAUAUCCUUUCUCAUGUCUCUCUUUCUCUUGCUGUGUAAAAAUUAUUUUGCUCGAUAA